AUGGCAGCCGCGCCUGGGCGGCGAUUUGAUGCCGAUCGAACAAGCAUCAGCGCUUACGGUUCGGCUGGCAGGGGUCUUGCUACGCUGGUUGCCGGGCGGCACGAAGCAAGCAACUACGGCCACCAAAUAGUUUCAGGAACGAUCGAUACGACCAAGGAGAGCUCGAUGCAGAAUCAGCGUAGCCGUCAGAUCUUCACCUUUGCCCUGGUGCUAGGAGCCAUGGUCUUCGGCAUGGUUUUGGCGGGAAGCUCCGAGCUCGUUCCGGCCGGGUUGGCCGAGGCCGAUCCGACCCCCAGCCAGGCUGUUCACGUAGCGGCAGCGAGCCCCGUUCAAGGCUUGCCCAGCCUCGCCGACCUGGCGGAGGCGGUCUCUCCGGCGGUGGUGUCCAUCCAAGUGACGCAGUUUGUCGAAGAGCGGCCCCGUAGUGGCAAUCCGUUCGAGUUCUUCUUUGACCAGCGCCGUCGCCGCCAACCACAGCAGCCGCAGCAGCCACCACAAGAAGAGGAAGAGCCGCAGCAGCGUCGUUCGCGUUCGUCCGGCAGUGGUUUCGUGAUCAGCUCGGAUGGCUACAUCAUCACCAAUCACCACGUGAUCGAAAAUGCUGACGGCCUGACCGUCAAUCUCGGUGGCCGGCGCUACGAGGCCGAGGUCAAAGGCGACGACCCGGCGACCGACCUCGCGCUGAUCAAGAUCGAGCCCGAGGGGCCGAUUCCCUACCUCGACCUGGGCGACAGCGACACCUUGCGGGUUGGCGACUGGGUGAUGGUCAUCGGCAGUCCUCUACAACUCGAGAACUCGGUUUCUGUCGGCGUAGUUUCUGCAAAGGGACGGGCGAUCAACAUCACCGCCGACAGCAGCUUGGAGAAGUUCAUCCAGACCGAUGCGGCGAUCAACUUCGGCAACUCCGGCGGGCCGUUGGUGGAUCUCGCCGGCCGCGUGGUCGGUAUCGCCACGGCGAUCAACUUCGGUGCCGAGAACAUCGGCUUCGCGGUGCCGGUCGGGACCUUGCGCGAGAUCCUGCCCCAGUUGCGUGACCACGGCAGUGUCGAGCGCGGCUACCUCGGCGUCGACAUCCGCGACCUCAACCGCGAGACCGCCGAGGCCUUUGGACUGGAUUCCACUGACGGCUCGCUUGUCGAGGCCGUGAGGGAAGAUGGUCCGGCAGAAGACGGCGGCGUCAAUCAUGGCGACGUCAUUCUCGAGGUCGAUGGCACUCGGGUGCGUACGAACCGGGAGCUGAUCGACAACAUCUCCGCGCGGCGACCGGGAGCGACCGUUCAGCUGACCUUGUGGCGCAACGGCAAGUCGAUCAAGAAGAAGAUCAAGCUAGGCCAACGGCCGGGCGCGCAGGUGGCUGAGGUCGAGGUCGAGUCCGAGGAGCGUGGCAGCAUUGAUUGGCUGGGCAUCGAAUACUCCGACUUGAACACCAGUCUGCGCCAGAACCACGGUAUCGACAGCGAUAUCGAUGGGGUUUGGGUGACCGAUGUCGAUGCCACCAGCCCGUUGGUCGAACAGGCGGCUCAGGUGGUGCCGGGCGAUGUGAUCACCGAGGUCAACGGCGAGAAGGUCGACAGCGUCAAGCGUUUUGAAGAGGUGGUCGAGGCGGCCGAGUCUGGCAGCUUCCUGCGCAUGUACAUCACCAGCUUCAAUCCGCAGCGCAACGGCGCCAGCUUCUUCGCCAUCGUGCGGGUGCCCUGA
Messenger RNA from Nerophis lumbriciformis (worm pipefish), 1698 nucleotides. Lineage: Eukaryota; Metazoa; Chordata; Actinopteri; Syngnathiformes; Syngnathidae. The record is from RefSeq and is a predicted model, not a curated record.